AUGGCGUAUUCAAGGUGCCAUCAAGUACCGACGUACCUCAGCUGCUACCUGUUCCUUGCCACCUACACGGCUCUCCGCGCCGCCGCGCUAUCCUUUGACUACGACUUCACCAUCCCUCGGGACCGCCAACAGCUCAAACUCAUCAACGCCUCCUACGCCGGCAGCGACCGGAUCAUCCUCACCGACGACGCCUCUAACCUCACCGGCCGCGCCGCUCACCCGCAGCCCGUGCGCCUGUGGGACGACCGCACCGGCAAGAGGGCCAGCUUCACCACCACCUUCCACUUCGCCAUCCAUGGCAGCAGCAACGUCUCACGGGGGGACGGCAUGACCUUCUUCAUCGGACCGUUCCCGGCGACGAUCCCACCGCCGAGCUCCGACGGUGGCCUCCUCGGGCUCUUCAGCAACCCCAACACCACCGGCGACGCCGACUCCCUACGGCCGCCUCACACCCUCGCCGUGGAGUUCGACACGCGCUGGAACGACGGCUGGGACCCCAAAGAUGGCAAGGGCGACCACAUCGGCAUCGACCUGAACGGCAUCAGGUCUAACCGGACCAGAAACCUGCCACCGUUGAGCCUCUACGGCGCCUUGUGGGCGAACAUCACUUACGACGGUGAGUCGAAGGUGGUGAAGGUGAUGCUGCGAACCGGCGAGGCAGAAUCGGCAGUUACAUACGAACUCAGUGCGACGAUGGAUCUCAAGGACGACGCUGGUCUGGUGCAGGACGCGGCCGUCGGGUUCUCGGCUGCCACCGGGCUCCUCAGCGAGUCGCAUCAGCUGCUCGCUUGGUCCUUCCACUCAACAGAUCCAUCUCAUGCUGAGACAAAAAUGUGGGUGAUAUUCCUAUCUGUCGCUGCAAUUUUGUUAGCCGGUUUAGUCGGUACUCUUGUCUAUAUUACUGUUAUGCAUAGACGAAGACGGUGCUUGGAUCAAAAGGUUUUGCCAGUUACAAGGAAAUUCUCGUACUCCGAGCUGGUAGCCGCGACCGAUAACUUCUCCAUGGAUCGGAAGGUCGGCAAUGGCUGCUUCGGCGACGUGUACAGAGGUGGGCUGCCGGACCUGGGAGAGGUGGCGGUGAAGAUGAUGCGGCAGCCCACGUCGAACAGGAACCGGAAGAACCGGGUGCGGGAGAGGCAGGAGAUCGAGAGGAACCGGAAGAACUACGUGCACGAGAUCGAGACCCUGUGCCAGCUCCGCCACAAGAACCUGCUCAGGCUCAUCGGCUGGUGCGACGACGGCGGCAGGCUGCUGCUCGUGUACGAGCUCCAGCCCAACGGCAGCGUCAGCGACCACCUCCACGGCGGCAAGACGCCGCUGACGUGGCCCCAGAGGUACGGUAUCCUCCUCGGCAUCGCCUCCGCCGUCGAGUACCUCCACACCGGCGCCUACGACUCAGCCACGCGCUACGUGCUGCACCGCGACAUCAAGCCCAGCAACGUGAUGCUCGGCGAGGGCUUCCAGGCCAAGCUCGGCGACUUCGGGCUCGUGCGCCAGGUCACCCGCCACGGAGGCGGCGGCGGAACGCCUCGGACCACCGUGAUCGGGAGCAUGGACUACAUGGACCCCAAGUACAUGGAGACCGGCGCCCUGAACCCGGCCUCCGACAUAUACAGCUUCGGGGUGCUGCUGCUGGAGGUGGUCACCGGAGCAAAGCCUUCGGUGCCACGGGGAACUCUGCCGGGGUGCGGAGACCAGAACAGCCUCGUCGGCGCCGUCAGGGAGUGUCACGGCAGGAACGCGAUCCUUGGGAUGGCGGAUGAACGGCUGAGAGAGGAGUUCGAGCAGUGGCAAUGGCAGAUAGAGCGUGUCAUGGUCACCGGGCUCAUGUGUGUCCGGCCGGAGCGUGAGGAUCGGCCGUCUAUCAAAGAUAUCAUCAGCCUGCUGUCCAAGCUCGAGCCAUUACCCACGCCCACUACUACCUGAGUUUCAUCUUGAAUAUAGUGAGGCUCGAGAUUUUCUUCCAUGUCUCGUGCUUUGAUAGUGGACUCAAAUAGUUAACACGCAUACCAAAGGUAGGGUU
Lolium rigidum is the source of this 2023-nucleotide messenger RNA. Its product is annotated as L-type lectin-domain containing receptor kinase IX.2-like. Gene Ontology annotation, molecular function: protein kinase activity; carbohydrate binding; ATP binding. The record is from RefSeq and is a predicted model, not a curated record. Lineage: Eukaryota; Viridiplantae; Streptophyta; Magnoliopsida; Poales; Poaceae. Gene Ontology annotation, cellular component: plasma membrane. The transcript is spliced from 3 exons. Gene Ontology annotation, biological process: protein phosphorylation. The coding region runs from base 1 to 1926 and encodes 641 amino acids.